CCCCACCCCGGCCCCGCCCCGCGCCCCGGGUCCGAGGCGCGACCCCAGUGAUACAGUGCGACAGAUACAGUGUCGCCGCCGCUGCUGCUACGACAGCUACAGCCGCUACCGCUGCUGCUGCUCGAUUCCCAUCCGGCAAUAUGGGGAAGAAAAGUCGUGUCAAGACCCAGAAGGUGACAGGUGGUGCGGGAAUGAGCGCCUCUCCCAGUGGCAAGGAGAUGAUGGGGCUCAUCGCGGAGCUGCUGCAGAUGUGCAGCGGUCCCCCUCCCGCACCUGGCAAGGAGUGGGACGAGUACCUGCAGGUCCGUGUUCUUGUUGAGAAGAUUCGCAAGAAGCAGAAGGGUCUGUCGGUGGUGUAUGCUGGUAGUCGUGAUGAGUCUUUUGAAGAGUUCAUGAACUGGGCUGUGGGAAAUGGCAUCCUGGCAGAGGGCGUGGAAAUUGUGACGUUUGCUGAUGAAGGCUAUGGCCUGAAAGCCAUGAGAGACAUCAAGGCGGACGAGCUGUUCCUGUGGAUUCCACGCCGCAUGACGAUGACGGCUGAAUCCGUGAAGUCCUCUGUUCUCGGUCCCCUGAUGGCAGAAGACCGCGUCAUGCAGGCGAUGGAGAACGUGGCACUGGCGCUGCAGUUGCUGUGCGAACGUGCCAACCCCUCUUCCUUCUGGCAGCCGUAUAUUCGCUCGCUCCCAUCCACCUACGACACUCCGCUAUACUGCCAGGCCGAUGAGCUGGCGUACUUCCGAGCCACGCAGGCGCUCCCUGACGUGCUUGCUCAGUACAAGAGCAUCGCUCGCCAGUACGCCUACUUCUACCGCCUCAUGCAGAAUCACCCGGCUGCCAGCAAGCUUCCUCUGAGGGAUUCAUUCACGUACGACGAUUACAGGUGGGCAAUUUCUACAGUGAUGACACGACAGAACCAGAUCCCAAUGGAGGAUGCCUCCACAGUCACCCUGGCUCUCAUUCCCUUGUGGGACAUGUGCAACCACACCAAUGGACUGAUCACAACCGGCUACAACAUGGAAGAUGACCGCUGCGAGUGCGUUGCCCUGCGCGACUUCAAACCCGGCGACCAGAUUUACAUCUUCUAUGGGAUCCGCUCCAAUGCGGACUUCGUCAUCCACAAUGGCUUCUUUUUCGAGGGCAAUGCAAACGACCGAGUCAAGAUCAAGCUGGGCGUGAGCAAGAGCGAGCGUCUCUAUGCCAUGAAGUCGGAGAUCCUGGCGCGCGGAGGGAUUCCUGCUUCCACGAUGUUUGCACUGCACUGUGGAGACCAGCCCAUACCAGCCCAGCUGCUCGCUUUCCUGCGGACGUUCUGCAUGACGGAGGAGGAGCUGAAGGUGUGCCUUAUCGGGGAAGACGUCAUGGAUAAGAUUUACCGCCUGGGAGAUCCAGCGCUGCCCAUCAGCUGGGAAAAUGAAAUCAAGCUGUGGACGUUUCUGGAGACGCGAGUUUCCCUGCUGCUGCACGCCUACAACAACAACAACAAGGAUGACGACACUCUGCUGACGGACCCCAAGGUGUCUCACCGCACCAAAAUGGCGGUGCGUCUGCGCAGAGCCGAGCAGGACAUCCUGGCCAACGUGGUGAGCUACGCGGGGCGCAUGAAGGACGCCUCCAAAAAACUGCUCGCCGAGAAUGCGCCCAUACCAGAGCCCACGGACGGAAGCCGCCUCACCGGGGAGAACGGCCUCACUCCAACCGAAGACGACGAGGAGGAGGACUACGACACGAAGAUUCGCUUGGGCCUGCAGACGCUGCGUUGUGGCGUGGGCAACGAAGAGAAGGGGGUUAAACGUGUGCCAUUGAGCACUAUUGGGGAAGCCGAGGCGGCGGUUGGGGAGAGGAGAGGGGAGGAGACAGACGUAGUUCCUGGAAGCUCCGAGGGGGGUCAGAUCGAAUUGCCAGGCAGCAAAACCAAGUCCCUCCAGCAGACGAGUGAACCGUCCUCCGCAUAAAGCAACGAAGUGUGUGCGACGCGCCCGAGGACAAGCGCUGAAGAAAGAUUGAUGGACUGUGAGACGUAAAACAAAACGAGACACUGGAAUUAAGAUUAUUAACUCGUACAUUUAAGGAGUGCGCAAGUGCAAUUGCACAGCCAAGCAUGAACACAGAGGGAGAGAGUUCAGAAGCACAGUGGUGGCCGGGAGAGGGUGAGCCAAGGCGGUUUUCCUGCCGUCCACUUAGCAAAUCUUCCAAAUUUCAGGAUCAUUGUGGUGACAAAUUAGGAUUAUUAGUCAUGCACAAGUUGGGAAAACCAAAUCCAACUUGCAAUUAAAUGAGGUGUGUAUUUGUAUUGUAUUUUCCCACUUAGUUGAGGCUCAUUACCCAGGAUUUUAGGAUUGGCCUGACGAUGGGGUCAUAAGACUGCACGUGUUGUCAUCUGUGAAGGUCCUUCUGAGCAUCUGCAUUGCUACGGUUAGUUUCAUGCCUCACUAUGGUGGUUGAGUUUUAAUAUUUGCAGGGUCAGGCUGUGAUUUAACGUGGUACAGUGAAACUCCAAAAAUCUAUGCUGAUUUGGGGGAGGGUUUUAAAGAAGAAUCCUAUCAUCUGCAAUACACCACCGGCAAAUACUCUGAAACAUUGUCAUUGUGAUAAAAGUCACGGAUUGUAGACUUUUUUUAACCAUGCAAAUAUAAAAAUCCACAAUUUACAGAUUGUAUAAAUUCCCAGGAAAAAAAUGUUUAUAAAUGUCAUUUUUUUGGAAAAAUGAAAUUGAGCAAAUCUACAAUAAGCAUCUAUCCUCUGUGGGGUUUAAAAAAAUAUGUUUUUAAGGCUUGGAAUCCAACAUGGAUUAAAUGUCUCCCUCUAUUACCCGGCCACCAGACCUGUACUGUUAGCCAUAAUUGUUUAAAUUACUGUGUUAACACACCACUCUCACACACUUGCAGAACGUACAAGUAACAUAAAUAUAAGCUAACAUAAAAUUUAACCAAAUUUUGGUUUAAUCAAAAUAAUUCUGAAUUUAGCACUGCACAUUAGAACUUGCACUCGUGUGGCACUGGCAAUGCACGUGCAUGGCGUUGAGAGCAAGAUACUCGUGCAUUUACAGAUGGCGCAGGUUUGAACGAGCGGGCGAGACACUCGCAGUUUUAAAUCCCGCCCGUGAGGCCCACCUCCUUCACAUUAAACACAGAUGAGUCGGCGGUCGUGCCAUUUCGUUGCAACUGCGGUGGAUCACGGAUUUUAGGAGGAAGUAGGCACGCGACUAUUUUCAAAUCCACGCUACGUCACACCGUCGCCAGCUUCCGCGGAUUAUAGAAGUUUUUAGCCACUUAUAAAAAUUCUUAAACGUCGUGGAAACUCGCUAAUUGAAUGAUUUUCACCCUCCAGAUAACAAGAGAUUCUGAAAACUAUGGGGCGCCAAGAAUAUUCUGGAUUCGCAGAUCUUGAAUGUUUAGAGUUUCACUCUAUUUGGAUCGAUGAUAGGAGUUGAUGUAAAUAUACAAGUGAUUGUUAUUUAAAAAAAAGAGAACAGCUGCUGAGUUUAUCCUUUGGUGCAUUAAGACAUUGCGUAAUCUGAUGAGUGUCUUGACCCUUAAUCUGGAAAUGGAAACAUUUAAAUACAGAUCACAGUAGAUUCAUUUUCAAACAAGUUUCAUUCUGUAAAGCCUCUGGGUCCUCUUGAUUUUCUUCCAGAUUCUUUCAAACUCGAAGACAAUCUUGACUUAAAGAUUUCGUGACUGCAGGAAUUCAUAUUCUUGGGUCUUUCGGUAAAGUGACGUAGAUAGGUUCAAAGAAAAAAAACUACGACGUUUCGAUCGCAACACAAGCGGUCGUCUUCAGGUACAGGGGGGUGAGCUUCCAAGGCAAACUGUUUAUAAGGGUUUUAAAUGGGCAUAGCCCAAAUGUCAGCAGCCAAUGAUAAUGUAAGCGGUGGGCAGCCAACCUGACGGUUGUUGGUUUUCCACCAAUCAAAGGGCUGCCAGGUGAAAGUUAUCACGUUAAUGAGAGAUUAGCACGUUAAUGAGAGAUUAGCACGUUAAUGAGAGAUUCGCAUUUUUAAUGGGAGAUCGCAGAGUCGCAACCAAGAGGUCGGCUCGCGAAGUGGCUGUGUGAGUCUGAACCCUGUGAAA
This is a messenger RNA of Petromyzon marinus (sea lamprey), 4070 nucleotides long. RefSeq names its product SET domain containing 3, actin N3(tau)-histidine methyltransferase (gene SETD3). The record is from RefSeq and is a predicted model, not a curated record. Gene Ontology annotation, biological process: actin modification; peptidyl-lysine monomethylation; peptidyl-lysine trimethylation. NCBI's taxonomy places the organism in Eukaryota, Metazoa, Chordata, Hyperoartia, Petromyzontiformes, Petromyzontidae. Gene Ontology annotation, molecular function: protein-L-histidine N-tele-methyltransferase activity; protein-lysine N-methyltransferase activity; protein binding.